UCUGUCAAACUGAGUGGUGUCAUUUGCUUGCUCACCUCACCUCAAGUGUUCAUCAAAAAUACCUACCUAAUUUCAUAAAUUGUUUCAAGUAGAUUUUGCUAUUUGCUUGCAUGCCAAACAGUAUUUUUCAAAAACAGAUGACUUUUGGGAACGACAGCACGCUCAACUGGAACUCUAAUAUUGAAUGCAAUGGCCAUCUUAUAUUUAGAAAUAUGACAGGAAAUAGAAAAAGGUCUCGAGAAGAGGACGCUUGUGAAUUCAUGCCUCUGUCAAAAAGGAUUAACAACUUGCAUAUCAACAAUAAUUUGACGAGUCCUAUACCUCAGCCUUCAGAUUCUAGUCAGAACAGUGCCAUAGCAACAGAAAAUGGAAUCUCAUCUCCAAGUCCAUUAUCUGAUACCGAAAGAAGACCCAGCUAUGAUCCUGGGAUCAACUCAUCAGACAGUAGAUAUUACUAUGAAAAUAAGUUGUUGUUCGAAUUGCACUUAGAAAGGAUACAAAGAUCUGGGCAGCAAUUCCCUUUUUAAUUAACAUUAGGGUAGUGUAAUUAAAAUUUUGUUAAGCCUAUUAUUAAUUAAAUACGUGUGUUUAAAUUAU
Molecule: messenger RNA, 597 nt
Organism: Maniola jurtina (meadow brown)
Lineage: Eukaryota; Metazoa; Arthropoda; Insecta; Lepidoptera; Nymphalidae
Exons: 2
Coding region: 111-527 (138 amino acids)
Source: RefSeq, a predicted model, not a curated record